Nerophis lumbriciformis (worm pipefish) is the source of this 954-nucleotide messenger RNA. The record is from RefSeq and is a predicted model, not a curated record. Lineage: Eukaryota; Metazoa; Chordata; Actinopteri; Syngnathiformes; Syngnathidae.
AUGACGUCCAAACUUAAGCUCUUUGUUGGCGGCCUGAAUCCAGAAACGACGAACGAAGGCCUCCGCGGUCAUUUCGAGCAAUGGGGCGCGCUGAGCGACUGCGUGGUGGUGAUGGACACGGCGGAGGGCCGCUCGCGCGGUUUCGGCUUCAUAACGUACACGGCGCCGGAGGAGGCCGAAGCAGCAAUGGCGUCCAAGCCACAUGUCGUUGACGGUCGCAGCGUGGACCUCAAGUGGGCCGUGGCCCGGGAGGAGGCCAGCAAGACCGAUAUGUCGUCCAACGGCAAGAAAAUCUUCGUCGGCGGUGUCAAGGACCACCUGAAGUCCGAGAACCUAAGCGAAUACUUCUCCCAGUACGGCUCGGUGGAGAAGGCCGAGAUCAUCUUCGACAAAAUGACCGGCCGGAAUCGCGGCUUCGGCUUUGUCUUCUUCGAGGAGAACGAUUCUGCCUCCAAGGCGGCGCUCACCAAGUUCCACACCAUCAUGAACACCAAGGUGGAAGUUAAGAGGGCUAUGAGCAAGCAGGAAAUGUCCGGCGGCGGUGGUGGAGGUGGUGGUAGAGGUAGAGGCGGCGGCCGCGGUCGCGGCAGAGGCAUGCAGAGCGGCGGCUACGGAGGAGGAGGAGGCGGCGGCUACGGAGGUGGCGGGUACGGAGGUGGUGGCUACGGCGGCGGCUACGGCGGUGGUGGCUACAAAUCCGGCUACGACGGCGCGGACUACGGAGCAGGCAGCUACGGAGGUGGAGGCUACGGCGGCGGCGGUGGCGGCGGCUACGGAGGGUACGACGGCGGCAUGGGUGGCGGCUAUAGCAACGGGGACUUCGGGGAGGGCUACGGACAGCAGCAAUCCGGCUACGGCGCGAUGAAAGGGGGCAACUACUCCACCUUCCGGAGCGGGGCCCCGUACAGCAGAGGUGGCUACGGCCGGGGAGGAGGCUACGGAGGCGGCUAUUAA